CUGUGGCUGGUUGUUGAGCUUCAGGGGACAGGGUGAUUUGAGGCAGGGACGGGGAGAAAGCGGGGGCCCCCCAAGCCCACAGUGACUUGGCUCCAGGGGAUCGAGGAGCAGCGUUUGACCUGGAAGGCUCAGACCCACACACCCUGGGCAUUAAUGAGCGAUAGGAAAUGCUCCAAUGUUACGGCUGGGUUCCCGGACUUGCAGUGUGCCUUUGGGCUGUGGUCCCUGCUGGGCGUGGUGACCCUGUUGCUCCUUUUGGCACUGGCUGAACACCUAAUCCGAUGCACCAGAAAAAAGAACAAGGCUUUGCCGGGACAGGACAGCCCCGAGAAGCCUGUGGAAGAGGUACCACUGUAUGGGAACCUGACGUACCUGCAAACAGGGCGGCUACCGCAGAAGCCAGGGCCAAUUCUUCAAGAGCAAUCAGCAGGAGACAUCCCCCGAGUGGGAGAGGAGGCAAUGUGCUAUGCCAGCCUACAGCUGCAGCCUCCUCAGGGCCGCCCCCCAGGACCCAGUGCGGGGCCCCCCAUCAAAUACUCAGAGGUGGUGAUGAUGCUGGAGCCUGAGCAGUCUGCCCCCAAGCCCCGGCUCCCGGAGCCCGAACUCUAUGCUUCGGUGGGCUCCCAGACCCGCCGGGCAGCCUUCCCUAACGAGGACUAUGCCAACAGCCAGCCAGGAGACGAGUGACAGGACCCAGAUCCCAGCACCAGACGCAUCUGGGGAGGGGCCAUCGUCCGUAGGAAGAAGUCCCAUCUUGACCUUCCCUUCCGACCCACAGUUGUUUUAGUUUGAGUUAUGACCAUGGGACGUAGCGGGGGAGCGUACCCCACAACAGGUGGCGGCCUCUCUCCUUACUAGGAGGCGGGGGAGGCUUCUAGCCUGGACAAGACACCCACUCCACCUUCAAACCCCCUGCUUUCAUGAACCCUCCCAUCCCUGUCCCUCUUGAGGUUAACCAGUUCCGGCCCCAACUCCCCUCCUCCAGUUUCUUCAGAAAUACAGGAAGUGGUGGCGUGAUGAGGGGCGGGGGCAAGCACACACAGCUGUGAAAAGACCUAAGGGCCCAGGGCAGAGAGAGCAAGCACAGGUGUGAGAGCUCCUGUGAGCCAGCAUGUCUGCAGGUUAGGGGGGAGCCAGGGUCACUCUGACCCGGGACAAGUACAAUGACGGUGUCUGCAGCCUUCGUCCUCAGC
This is a messenger RNA of Sarcophilus harrisii (Tasmanian devil), 1193 nucleotides long. RefSeq names its product signaling threshold regulating transmembrane adaptor 1 (gene SIT1). Gene Ontology annotation, biological process: T cell homeostasis; regulation of T cell activation; signal transduction. Gene Ontology annotation, cellular component: plasma membrane. NCBI's taxonomy places the organism in Eukaryota, Metazoa, Chordata, Mammalia, Dasyuromorphia, Dasyuridae. The coding region runs from base 154 to 687 and encodes 177 amino acids. The record is from RefSeq and is a predicted model, not a curated record. The transcript is spliced from 5 exons. Gene Ontology annotation, molecular function: kinase binding.